GCUUGCAGUCAGAGAGUCGGAGACUCCCUUCUCGGAGUCGUUCGAAGAGAGUGUUUGGCGGAUAGCCCAGGUGGGUCUGAGCAAGGGAAGGGAAGGGAGGGACAAUGGCGGCCGCAUUGGGCUCGCUGGCAGAGUGCUUACAGGCUUCUUCAUCUUUGGCUUACCGCCAGAGCUCCUCUCAGUUUUGCUCCACGUCAUGGUGCCCCACCGCGACCUUCCUUGGAACCCCAUCCAUAGGCAGUGAGAGGAAUCAUGCUUUGUUGAGCCCUGUCUGUGCAGCCAAGGGCCCUACAGAGGUUGUGGAUGAUAGGAGACGCCAGUUGUUUACGUCACACCCUCGAAGAUUAACACGUCGCUUGAGCUUGUUUGCAAAUGGGCCCGCCCGAAGGCCGACGGCGGUGCGUGCAAAAGGGCGACCGAAGCGGGAAGAGGAGGAGCCGCUUGAGGAUGAAACGGACGAGCCGCUAGAUAUGGAGGUGGUCGAUGUCGGCGAGGACCCGUUCAGCGAACGCGACCUCGACUUUGAGGAGGCGCCCGUGAAAGCCGCGAAAAAGAGCAUGGAAGAAAAGAUGGCUUACCAGGCCAAGGACGACAUGAAGAAGCGCACCGAGAUGAAGGAGUUCACGGACCGCUCAGGGAAGAAAGUGUUCCUCGAAGUUGCAAUCCAGGACAGAACGCCCGAGGAGCUCGACGCGAUCGCGUGGCAGGACCGCAACGAGUUCGACGCGGAGGUCGAGAACCCGCACAACUGGGACUCGCAGUCCAUGGACCCGUUCAAGUUCAGGGCCAAGCUGCCGGAGGCCGUCCACGACAACGACGAGUUCGUCUUCGAACGGUACCCCGACGUCGACGACAGCGAUGACGAAACGUCCAACUCGAUUUUGCGGGACGACAGCGCGAACCCGCACGAGGAGUGGUUUGCGGACGACUGGGCGGGGCCGCUCACGGUCACGGAGCUGGAGCACACGCGCUUCAUGAUGCCGUCCGCAUGGGAGGGCAGGCUCGAAGAUGGGCGGGAGAUCUACGUCAAGCACAGGUACGGAGUCCUGAACGUGAUGGUAAUGCAUCAAAAGGGCUGGCGCCGGAAGUGGAACACGGCCUACUACCUGCUCCACAGUCACCACCUCAACAGCCAGUGCACCACGCGGCGCAUGCGCGAGCUCCUCGAGGGCCGCAUUCUAAACUUCGCGUGCGAAAUCAAGUUUGCGGACCGCUUCAAUAACGUGUAUGAUGUGUACGAGGGGUAUGACGUGGAGCGGCGCAUGCUGGAUGGCAGCCAGGGGAAGAGCCAUCCCAACUGGGAGUACCGGACGGACUUCCCGCAGCAAGAUAAGGUGGAGUUCCUGGAAACAGCCAAGGAGCAGUACUUCGACAAGCAGGGCCAGCAGAAGCACAAGCUGUGACCGGGCGCUUGUCAGUGUCGUAAUUACAAGAAUACGGUAUAAUUGUCGGAAGCAUUUGCCAGCCAAGAAUCUCUGCCAAGAAUCUCUUGACACGGCCUUUCGUCAUGACUCAUGAAGCAGCUGCAUGUCAGAAUUGCGUAUGCCAGG
Messenger RNA from Klebsormidium nitens, 1550 nucleotides. The record is from the annotation of a GenBank genome assembly. Lineage: Eukaryota; Viridiplantae; Streptophyta; Klebsormidiophyceae; Klebsormidiales; Klebsormidiaceae.